AUGGAUCAACAGGGGUUACUUCGCCCUAAGAAACCCUUCAUUGCAGACGAUGAGAUAAUGGAGCUACUAUGGCAAAACGGUCAAGUUGUCACGCAGACUCAAAACCACCGCCAUAUCAACAACCCACCGCCGGGGAGAAACUCCGACGACUCCACUCGCGGCCGAACUUCAUCGCCGAGGGAGAAUCAGUAUCUCUUUAUGCAAGAAGGAGAAAUGGCUUCGUGGCUUCAUUAUCCUAUUAACGAUGAUUCUCCUUUGGAUCAAUCCUUCGGCGCGGAUUUCCUUAAUCAGCAGUCGGUUGUCAAUAACAACAGUUCCAUGCAAACUCCACAACGGCGGUCCGAGCAGGUGCCUAACUUCGCAUACUUUGCGAGACACGGCGUUGGUGUUAGAGCCGAACCAGAGAGACUGUCUAUAAGGGAAUCAACAAUAGAAGAUUCGUGUGACACGCCAGUUGUGAUGGUAACGGCUGUAUCGGAGACGGCAGAAGGAGAAAUCGGCUUGACGGCGCGUUCGACGACGUUUGACGAACCGGAUGGAUCGAGUAGCGAUGUAGAACCGGUUCGGGAGAUAGCGGAGCUGGGCCGGAAGCGGAAGGAAAGGGAGGCGGAGGAAUGGAAGUAUCAAAACGAGGAUGUUGAUUUUGAAUCUGCGGAAGCCAAAGAUAAAUUCAGGGGAUCAUCAACAAAGAGAUCUCGCGCUGCUGAGGUCCAUAGUCUCUCAGAGAGGAGGCGCCGUGAUCGGAUUAAUGAAAAGAUGAAAGCUCUGCAAGAACUUAUACCUCAAUCUAAUAAGUCCGACAAAGCGUCUAUGCUGGAUGAGGCAAUCGAGUACUUGAAAUCACUGCAGUUACAAGUUCAGAUGAUGUCCAUGGGAUGUGGCAUGGUACCUAUGAUGUUUCCUGGAAUCCAGCAGUAUAUGCCACCAAUUAGAAUGGGAAUAAACAGGCCAGUAAUGCCGUUUCCCAAUAUGUUUUCUGGUUCUGCUUUGCCUGCAAAUUUUGGACCAAGGUUCGCUAUGCCUCCUUUCCACACGCCGCAUGUUCCUACACCUGAUUCAUUCACAAUGCCAGCAGCAAAUCUGGCAGAUAAUAACAUGCCCACCUCAGUUUCCACACAUGAUUCAAAUAAGCCAGGUAUCCCAAACUUCACUAAUCCUUAUCAACAAUACCUUGGACCCCACCAGACGCAAUUUCAGUUAAUGCAGAAUCAGCCAAUGAAUCAAACAAAUGUCAGCAAGUUAGAAAGUGGCCGUCAGUCAGCUGUUACCACUAGCUAUCAAAAUGGUACAACUAGUAUUAUUUUAUAUUUUCUGCUACCCAUCUACAGUAUGCCAAGUUUUGUCUGUAACGGAAGGAACUUUUUAUCAGUUCUCAGUUGCAAGCUAAUAAUAUAUGCAUUACACCGCUAA
Vicia faba (fava bean) is the source of this 1410-nucleotide messenger RNA. Lineage: Eukaryota; Viridiplantae; Streptophyta; Magnoliopsida; Fabales; Fabaceae. The record is from the annotation of a GenBank genome assembly.